AGGAGGACGGAUGCAAGGCGAGGCCAGGAGCGGAAAACCUUAUCUCUUCCUCUCAUCCAGCUGUUGUAUUUUAUUAUUUAUCGCAGCUUCCUUUUAUAACGCGAUUCUUGCCUUUUUUAAAUUUGAAUUUUGAAAAACUGAUCCAUCCUCAUGUCCGUCCUGAUGUGCUACUGCGCCUCAUCACGAUUCCUCAAGGAUACGAAAAGCUGCUGUUCUCACGUCGACGCUAUUUACCAAAAAAGGCAAGGAUGUAACAUGGGGAGCGUCUGAUCAGCGAUGACAAACGUUAAGCAAGCUUGAUGAGCUGGAAAAAUCGACGGAGCGAGGCGGAGCAGCGCGAGCCUGCGCGUUAAUUUGCGCCUAAUUAUUGUUUUCUGUGUGAUCGCGUUUUUUUUUUUUUCUAUCCUCCAUUCAUUCACCCAUCGGAGCAGUAAGGCCCGCAACCUGCACCGUCUCUGGGCAUGAAACCCGUGGGAAUUAUGAUCCCGACGUGACGCACAGUCACACACACAACGCAGCGGGGGAGACAUCGAGCCUUGCAGGACGGAGGGAGGGUGUGAGGUCCGGCCGAGCACAGGAGGAGGAGGACGCCCAGUUGUUGUUGGACACUGAUGUCUGCUGAAUAGCCCACAAGAAUCACUACAUUGAAUAUUUUGUUGUUUUUUAAUGCAUCGGGCGGAGAGGAGCGGGAGAAAGGGAGGAGAGUACAGUGGGUGCGCGAGGGCGCGGAGAGACGGGAUGCGGGAGACGCAGUGAGGAGGAGGAGGACGAGGAGGAGGGAAAGCGGAGGAUUGACGGCUCUCCUAACGCGGCUGGUGGUGUGACGUCCUAACUCUCCCUGCCUAGCAUGGCUCUGUUACUGUGGUCCCUGGGGGUGUGUGCGCUCACGCUGGCUCACGUUGCUCCCUCCAGCCAAGCUAUAUCCCGGGCCAUGUCAUUUGGCCUGCUGCGCAGAGAGCUGGCAUGUGAGGGCUACCCCAUAGAGCUGCGCUGCCCGGGAAGUGACGUCGUAAUGGUGGAGACAGCCAACUAUGGACGCACUGAUGACAAGAUCUGUGACGCAGACCCUUUCCAGAUGGAGAACACACAGUGUUACCUUCCUGAUGCACUGAAGAUUAUGGCCCAGAGGUGUAAUAACAGGACUCAGUGUGUCGUGGUUGCAGGGGUGGACGUUUUUCCAGACCCCUGUCCUGGAACAUACAAGUACCUGGAGAUCCAGUACGAGUGCGUCCCUUAUAAAGUGGACCAAAAAGUUUUCGUGUGUCCCGGCUCACUGCUGAGCAUCCAGCCGGCCUCCUCUCUCCUGGAGGCGGAGCAUCAGUCGGGUGCGUGGUGUAAGGACCCGCUUCAGGCUGGUGACCGGCUGUACGUCAUGCCAUGGACUCCGUACAGGACUGAAGUGCUGUACGAGUAUGCGUCCUGGGAUGAUUACCGACAGAAUAGAGUCACUACAACCUACAAGUUGCCGAGCCGUGUGGACGGUACAGGCUUUGUAGUGUAUGACGGUGCCGUAUUUUACAACAAGGAGAGAACACGCAACCUGGUCAAGUAUGACCUGCGGACACGCAUCAAGAGCGGCGAGGCCGUGGUGGUCAACGCCAACUACCAUGACACGUCACCUUACCGUUGGGGAGGGAAGUCAGACAUUGAUCUGGCUGUGGACGAGAACGGCCUUUGGGUGAUCUACUCUACUGAAGCCAAUAAUGGGCGCAUCGUAGUCAGCCAGGUGAACCCUUACACCCUGCGCUUUGAAGGGACCUGGGCCACUGGCUUUGACAAGCGGGGUGCAAGUAACGCCUUCAUGGCCUGUGGCGUACUCUACGCUGUGCGCUCUGUCUUCCAGGAUGAUGAAGGGCAAGCAGAGGGCCGGGUCGGCAGUGACAUGGUGGUUUAUGCAUACGACACCAGUCGGGGGCAGGAGCUCCCCAUUCAAAUCCCAUUCCCCAACCCCUACCAGUAUAUCUCCUCCAUAGACUACAACCCCAGAGACAACCAGCUGUAUGUGUGGAACAACUACUAUGUGCUGAGAUAUCCUCUGCAGUUCACACCUCCUCCACCCACCAAAGGUCCUCUCUCUUCUCUCAUGACGACGGUCCGCUCCUACACGGCUACUGUGGCUCUGACACCAGUGCGCCCAUCAGCCUCUCACCCAAUCGGCGUUAUCAACAGAGGACCCUUCGACCAGCGACCAAUCACAGCCAUGGUCCCUUUGACCCCACGUCCACCUCUGCGUGUCCCUUUGGCUCCUGGGGGUCCUGGUCAAGUGGGCGGAUGCGAGGGCCGGGUGGCACGAGGGGUGCAGUGGCCGCCCACCCUGAAGGGGGAGACAGUGGAGAGGCCCUGUCCUAAAGGGUCACUGGGUAUCGCUUCCUAUCAGUGCAUGCAGGCGCCUGUGGGCUGGAACUCCAGAGGGCCUGACCUUUCCAACUGUACCUCUCCCUGGGUCAGCCAAAUUGCACAGAAGAUUAAGAGUGGAGAGAAUGCUGCGAACAUCGCAGGGGAGCUGGUCAACCUGACAAGGGGGCGGAUCUACGCUGGUGACGUCAGCAUGUCCGUCAGGCUAAUCGAGCAGCUACUGGACAUCCUGGACUCCCAGCUCCAGGCCUUGAGACCGGCCAAUAAAGAAUCAGCUGCUCGCAACUACAACAAGCUGCAAAAGAGGGAACGCACUUGUAGAGCUUAUGUACAGGCGGUGGUCCAGACUGUUGAUAACCUGCUGGGUCCGGAGGCUCUGGUGUCCUGGGCUGACCUGAGCAGCACUGAUCAGUCCCGCUCAGCGUCACUGCUGUUAGAUGCAGUAGAAAAAGGAGCGUUCCUAUUGGCUAAUAAUCUCUAUGAGGGCCGCUUCAGUGACAGGACACCAAAUGUUGAUGUGGAAGUGUAUGUGCUGAACACAGAGGCAGACAUACAAGACCUGACGUUCCCUCACUCCUACGACAGCGACAGCAUCCUGCAGAUAUCAGCGUUGGCUCUGCAACAGUACAGCAACAAUGGCCAGGUGAAGCUAGUCCUCACUCUCUAUAAGAACCUGGGCACCUUCCUGACCACCCAGAACUCCACCCUGCGGCUUGGGCUAGGACUCAGCCAGGGGUCAGAGGUUAGACGUAGGAGCCUGGUAGUCAACUCUCACGUCAUCUCCGCCUCCGUGCACAGAGGAUCCAACAGAGUUUACCUCUCUGAACCAGUGAUCUUCACCCUCAGGCACCUGCAGCUUGACAACCACUUUGGCCCCAACUGCUCUUUCUGGAAUGCAUCAGGGGUUUCUGGGAGCGGCAGGUGGUCUACACAGGGCUGCCGUCUCUUACAAACCAACAACACACACACUACCUGCGCCUGCAACCACCUGUCCAGUUAUGCUGUCCUCAUGACGUACCAGCAGCCCGCUUUCGGGGCGGGUGUGGAGGAGCUUCUUGUCUAUGUGGUGUCCUGGGUGGGCAUCUCUGUGGCACUGGUGUGUUUGGCCACAUGCCUUACCACCCUGUGCUGCCAGGGGGCGCCAUGGCACACGGACCACAGCACCAUCCACUGCAACCUGUGGGCCAACCUGCUCAUCACUGAGCUGCUGUUCCUCGUAGGAGCCAACAAGACUCAAUACACGGUUGUGUGCUCCAUCAUUGCCGGCCUGCUGCACUUCUCGCUGCUCUCGUCGUUCUGUUGGUUAUGUCUGGAGGCGGUGGAGCUCUACCUGUUGCAGCGGGAGGUGUUUGAAGGACGUAACUCCAGGAGGAAGUAUUUCUACCUGUGUGGAUACUCCAUCCCUGGGCUCGUGGUGGCUGUGUCUGCAGCCAUAGACUUCAGAGGCUAUGGCUCGAAAUCUGCAUGCUGGCUACGAACAGACAAUUACUUCAUCUGGAGUUUCCUUGGCCCUGUUGCUGCCAUUAUCACGCUGAAUCUCGUCGUCUUGGUGAUGACCUUACAUAAGAUGCAUGGCACCGCUGCUCUAAAGCCAGACUCUAGUCGCCAUGACAACCUGAGGGCGUGGGCGGUGGGCUCCCUGACGCUGCUCUUCCUGCAGAGCGUCACCUGGUCCUCAGGCCUGAUGUUCCUAUCUGCUCCAUCUCUCCUCCUGGCUUACCUCUUCUCCUCCCUCAAUACGGCCCAGGCCCUCCUCAUCACCAUCCUGCACUGCACACUGGCCAGGAAGGGUCAGAAGGACUACGGCCGCUGCUUGCGUUUCUCGCAGUGCUGCGUCACUUCCUCCUCCAGCUCCCCAGACUCUGUGAAGGGAGCUGCUCUGCGCUCCAACAGCCGCUACACCAGCAGCCAGAGCCGCAGGGCAACCGCUAACAGACAGAGUCGAAUCAGGAGGAUGUGGAACGACACCGUUCGCAGGCAGACUGAAUCGUCUUUCAUCGCUGCAGACGUUAACAACACCCCCACUCUUAACAGAGCUCCUUUAGGGAACCACUUCCUCACUAAUCCAGUGCUGCAGACUCAUGCUGGGGCAUCUCCUUACGACACCAUGCUGGCGCAAGGAUAUAAUCAGCCUUUCACCUCCACAGUAGGAACCUUCAGAAGCAAGAAGGGUGGCGUGUCCCAGAGCCAGGAGUCCUGUGGGUUGGACAGCGUUUGUCUUAAUGGAGGCUACACCCCCAACACCUUCACCCUGCAUGGUUUGGGGACCACACCUGGGUCUCGAGCUGGCGUCGUGGGCAGUACGGACCUCCUGAGGGAAGGAGGCGUUGGUAUGGGAGGAGAUGACAUCUCCCCCGCCCUUCUCACCCCUCAUGGAGCUUCAGAUCUGGGCGGCGGUGCAGGGAUGCGUCGUAACCUGUCGGAUGCUGCAGCACUGGAGAAGAUGAUCAUCUCAGAGCUGGUGCAGAGCAACCUAAGGCCUUCCGUCCCAAUGCCAGUCCCUCCAGAGCGCUACGGAAGCCUGGCGAGGCCUCAUCACCAUGAAAAAGCAGCUCUCACUCACACUGCAACAUUAACUCGACAUGCACAGCCACCAUCGGUGCAACAGGAGGGCUGGGCUGCAACCAUGCAGCCAAACAGUCGCCCCCACACACAAGAGGGCUGGGUGCCGCCCCGGCACCUUACACCGGACACUGAGGCACAUUCCACAACAAGAGGACCAGAUCACACCACCACGCCACGCCUACAAGAUGGCUGGGUGCACUCACGUAUAUCUGGAGAUUCAGAGUCACGGGAGCUGCUUAAGGACAGUGACAGGUCGCAGCUGCAAGGAACUCUGGGUCGCCGUGGGCUGCAGGAUAGGCAGCAAGCACGUCCUCCAGAUGUUCAGGCUCGCCCCUACUCCACCCUCAGCCGCACUCCUGGAACUCUGUCCCGCCAUCGCAGCACAGUGGAGGCAAGUGCAGCGGCAGACAGAGACAGGGAGAGAGAGAGGGAACGCUACCGGGACAGGCCCCUUCCACCUCCUCCUCCUCCUCCCCCACAGGAGUCAGAACCCCUGUACAAAGCUCUGGAGGAGCCGCUGCUGAUGAAGCAGAGGGAAGCCAGCGUGGAGGCCUGGAGAGGACAGGACAGAGAGAAAGAUGAGACAUUUCUCCUGAAAAGAGAAGGGAUGAUGGACGACUGGAGGGCAGGAAGUGAGAGAGGGAGGGAAGAGUCGUUCGCCUCCCAAAAACGAGAUGGAGAGAUGGAUGAGUGGAGAGGAGGCAUGGAGAGAGGGAGGGAGGAGUCUCACCUGUUGGAGAAGAGAGCUGGAAGGGUGGAGGUGUGGAGAGCAGGAGGAGAGACGGAGCAGGAAGAGACUUUUAUAACUCAGAAGAAAGAUUUUGGGAUGGAGGGAUGGAGAGGGGGGAUAGAGAGAGAGAAAGACGAGUCGUUGUUUUUAAAGGACAGAGAUGGAUGGAGGGCAGGGAUUGAGCGAGAGAACGAAAAGCAGAAGGACAGAGCGCUGGAUGUAUGGAGGGGAGGUGUGGAUGUAGACAGAGAUGAACCUUUCCUGUUUGAAGGCAAAGAUGGAGGUCUUGAUGCCAGGAAAAGAGGCUCUCUUCGUUACCAUGGUGAGCGAGAGGAUUCUGACGGCUUUACUCUGCCUUUGACUCCUGACCUCGACCUGGACGCUGACUCCUCCCCUAUCUACGCCCAUGACUCAAACCCCUCCCCGCUCUACCCCGGAGAGCGCCGCUCGCCUCCUCUCAGCAUCUUCCCCCGGAGCUCUCCCCCGACAAAUAUCUUUGCACCCCGAGACUCUAACUCCCCUCCCAACAAUCUGUACUCCCGCCACUCUCCACAGGUGUACAGCCGGAGCAGCUCCCCUCCUCGCUUCUACACCCGCACCUCUCCCCCAACCCUCUCUUAUCCCGACAGCAGCCCUGAAGGUCCUGAAGAGGUCAGCCCCACUAGUCAGCCUCAGCGGCCCGCCCUGGAACUUCCUUACAGCCUGGGACGGCCCCCUCUCGGUCCGCGGCCCAAUCACCUACAGACCUUCUACCAGCCACCGCCACUUGCAACCAAUGGGGAAGCAGCAUACACAGCAGAGCCCACCUCUGAGGGAGAGGACGGACAGAUGCAGCGGGUGACGAGUCUGUGACUAGGGCGGUGGUGAUCGGGGCAUAGAAAGCAGGCAGGAGGAGGACAAAGGUGAAAACAACAAAUAACAAAGCUCAAAAUGCUGGAAACGAUGAUGAUGAUACUGAUCAUGUGACUUGAUAGGAUAAUUACCAAUGAUGAUGAAGGUUUUGAUGCCGACAGUGAUUGCUCCUCCCUGCUUCUAUCUCCUGAUCACCACGAGACUUCCCCCUUUUCAUGUUUUGUUACUUUUCUAUGACUGUGAUCCAUUUAUAACUCUUCCUCCCUUUCCUCUCUCAGUCCUGAACCCCUGCUGUGUCUUCCCAGCUCAUCAGUGCUUUUCCUUGUUUGUGUUUUCCUUUUUACCCAUUGUCUGCUUAUGAAGUCAUGACUGUUACAAAGCUCCAGAGUGCAUUUUAACGUUUGGAGAGCAUGACUCACAGAUUUUGGGCUCAGAUUUUUCUUCAAACUUUCCAUUAAAACCUGCCGUUGUGCUCAAAACUGCCUCCUUGUGCUUAGAUUCUCUCUGUACUCAAAACGUAUGCUUGCUCUCCUCCCCUCAUUCAGGUUGCUUCUGCUUAUUUAUGAAACCGCUACUGAUUUUUCUCUUCCUGUGUACGAAACUUCUUUGUUUAAGACUUUCUCUACACGUGCUCAAAUUUUCUUCGGAAGCCCAUUCACGCCUCUUGGAAAAUAAAUUUAAAGAAGAUAGAAAAGAAAAGAGGUAACAAAAAUACAAUCUGAAGUCAAAAUAAUAGCAGUAAGUUUCGAUCGUAAGUCAAAAU
Molecule: messenger RNA, 7265 nt
Organism: Cheilinus undulatus (humphead wrasse)
Lineage: Eukaryota; Metazoa; Chordata; Actinopteri; Labriformes; Labridae
Product: adhesion G protein-coupled receptor L1-like
Exons: 26
Coding region: 848-6502 (1884 amino acids)
Biological process (GO): G protein-coupled receptor signaling pathway; cell surface receptor signaling pathway
Cellular component (GO): membrane
Molecular function (GO): G protein-coupled receptor activity; carbohydrate binding
Source: RefSeq, a predicted model, not a curated record